AUGGACAGUAAUAAACGAGAAGGAGAAGAAGAGAAAAAGCAAAGCGAGAAACUAAAACAAUUUCAAAAUCAAGAGGGAGGAAGUUCUGGUUUGAAAGGGAAAUCAUGCAAAGGAUAUCUAUAUUAUUCUUCAACUCUCAAAUCUAACGGCACCAAUCCUCGCUGUAUUGGCAUCCCUCGUUCUCUCCCUCGAAUUCCUAAUUAUGUUGGACAAUCUGAGGAUGAAGCUUCAAAAGAUGGGCGGGCUCUUACAGAUUUUUAUUAUGGUUGUGCUGGGUACUCUGUUUACUUCAAUAAAGACCGCUCAACUGAUAAGCAAGUGGAAAAAACAGAACUUCCAGUCUGUGUGGGUCUUGAGCUUUUAGUGGAUAGAAGAGUUGCUUCUGCAGAUAGUGCUUCUGCUCCGGCUCAUAUCCACCAUAAAGAAGAUGGUCGUGAAUUACCUCAGCCUCAGCCUCGACGUGAAUUGCCUCAGCCCCGAGCACGGAAACCUGCGAGUUCUGCAGCAGAUGAUUUUUUGAACAGGCAAGCUAACACUUUCAAUUGUUUGUGUAUAAUGAUUAGGAAUGCAAGCCUGGUUGCAUCAGGGGUGGCCAAAAACAUGAGAAGAAUGGGGAAUUACAUAAAAGAGAGUGUGGAUGAUAUCUUGUACCCUUACAGACGUCGACCGAAGUAG
Messenger RNA from Dovyalis caffra, 675 nucleotides. The record is from the annotation of a GenBank genome assembly. NCBI's taxonomy places the organism in Eukaryota, Viridiplantae, Streptophyta, Magnoliopsida, Malpighiales, Salicaceae.